Molecule: messenger RNA, 928 nt
Organism: Dendronephthya gigantea
Lineage: Eukaryota; Metazoa; Cnidaria; Anthozoa; Malacalcyonacea; Nephtheidae
Product: putative ankyrin repeat protein RF_0580
Exons: 1
Coding region: 57-686 (209 amino acids)
Molecular function (GO): protein binding
Source: RefSeq, a predicted model, not a curated record
UUGACCCUACAACAAGAACAACAUUCAAAGCCGAAAGAUUUUGUUUCUCUUAUAAUAUGUCGUCAGAAGAAAAGCACUCGAUUUUUAGCAACUCGCACAGAAAAACAUCUCCGACAGUUAGAAGCAAGCGGCGACAUAAGAAAAUUGAACGCUGUAAGUCAUCGGAACAUUAUAACGAAGAAAGGGGCAGUGAAAAAUUUGGCGAUUUUCCGUUAGAAAAACAAGUUUGUCGUAUAAUCCCACGUAUAAACUCUCUACCAAAUAUACAAGCAGUUUACGAGCACGAAACAUUAAUUGAUGCGAAUCCUUGGUCAAGAAAAUCAUGGUGUAAACGGUACAGCUUGAAACGUUCACAAAGCAUGGAGUGGGAACCAAUUAGUGCUCUAUUCACAGCAGCAACUGAGGAUGACCUAGUAGAACUCGAGAGAAUACUACAGGAAUUUGAGAUAGAACUGAAUUUUUUGGGUCCUUCUGGAAUUUCACCUCUCCAUACCGCAGCUUUAACUGGUAGUACAAGAGCUGUUCAACUUCUUAUCAACUCCGGAGCAAAAGUUGAUUUUUUGGACGAUAACAAAAGAACAAGCUUAGAGAUCGCUCUCCUAGCUGGCAAUUUUGAUUGCGCUGCAAUGUUAAUAGAGAAUGGUGCUUGUAUGCGAAAAAUUAUUGAUGGUAUCCAGGUCCACUAGGUUUUGACACACGAAUCACAACGAUCUUUUGUAAAAAUCUUAUUGAGAAACUUGAGAUUAGUAUCUCUAUCCUUAUAAAUUAUCUUUAGUUUAGACAAGAGAAAAAAUUGGUCACGCCAUCGUUUCAUGACAAUACAAAUGCCAGCUAUCGGUCACAUAAGUAACUAUCGUAUACGUUUAUGUUAACAAAACGACGAUUUGUAAAGCUCGCAGACUACUAUUUGUAAUUAAAUGCGAAAAUA